Anisakis simplex (herring worm) is the source of this 828-nucleotide messenger RNA. NCBI's taxonomy places the organism in Eukaryota, Metazoa, Nematoda, Chromadorea, Rhabditida, Anisakidae. The record is from the annotation of a GenBank genome assembly.
AUGGCUGCUGAAAAAAUAGAGGUUGAUGAGAUGAUUUGCAAAUUGCUGAAUGUUGGAAGUCCUGGAUGUAGUCUUACAAAAACAAUCAAAGAACAAGACAUCAUGAAUCUAUGCACUGCCGCUAAAGAGGUAGAUCCACCAAUUCGAAUUUGCGGCGAUAUUCACGGCCAAUACGCAGGUGACGCUCUUGAACAUCAGGAUAUACUCUUUGAUGACUCAUUAGUUCCUACGUUCAUCGAUUUACUUCGAUUAUUCGAUCGUGGCGGCUUCCCUCCAUUCGUGAAUUAUCUGUUCCUCGGUGAUUAUGUUGACCGUGGUAAACAAAGUCUGGAAUGCAUUUGCCUUCUUCUCUGCUAUAAAGUGAAAUAUUCGGAAAAUUUUUUUAUAUUGCGUGGUAAUCAUGAAUGUAGUGUGAUUAAUAGAGUCUACGGAUUCUUUGAGGAAUGUUCACGUCGUUAUCAAAGCGUUCGACUUUGGCAAGCGUUUCAGGAAGUAUUCAAUACAAUGCCAUUUACUGGUUUAGUUGCUGGUAAAAUUCUAUGUAUGCACGGUGGUUUGUCACCGCAACUUAAAAGUAUUGAUCAAUUAAGACAGAUCACACGUCCUAUCGAUCCACCAAAUCCUUCACUUCAUAUUGAUCUCGUUUGGUUCGCUUUCUGUAUUUACUUCGAUGAUGGAUAUGAAUUCUUCGCAAAUCGUAAACUUGUAACAAUAUUCUCUGCACCUCAUUAUUGCGGUCAAUUUGACAAUGCAGCUGCAAUGAUGAAUGUCGAUGAUUCACUCGUAUGCACUUUUCAGGCUCGUUUCAGCUACUUAUUUAAUUCCUGA